GGCAUGGUAGUCGAGCGCAGAUAAGAACAGAGGUUAGAUGGAACAUGGCUCUCUCCAGAGGUUUGAGAUGCUGUCAAAGGGUUUUCUCUUGGAUACCUGUCCUUAUAAUAACCUCCGUGGUGUUGUGGUCGUACUACGCCUACGUCUUUGAGCUAUGUCUUUUUACAAUCACCAACACACUGGAAAAAGUGGCCUAUCUGGUUGUAUUUCAUAUUUGCUUUGUGAUGUUCUCCUGGACCUACUGGAAGUCCAUAUUUACCCCUCCUGCAUCACCAUGCAAAAAGUUUCAGCUGUCAUACUCAGACAAGCAGAGAUACGAGAUGGAGGAGAGGCCAGAUGUUCAGAAACAAAUCCUGGUUGAGAUUGCGAAGAAACUGCCCAUCUUCUCUCGAGCUCAGUCUGGAGCUAUCAGGUUCUGCGACCGCUGCCAGGUACUGAAGCCUGACCGCUGUCACCACUGCUCGGUCUGUGAAACAUGUGUCUUGAAGAUGGACCAUCACUGUCCCUGGGUGAACAACUGUGUGGGCUUUUCCAACUACAAGUUUUUCCUGCUUUUUCUCUCCUACUCCAUGCUGUACUGUGUAUUCAUUGCAGCAACAGUCUUUCAGUAUUUCCUCAAAUUCUGGGUGGGGGACUUGCCAAAUGGGCCCGCAAAGUUCCAUGUCCUCUUCCUCAUGUUUGUGGCGCUCAUGUUCUUCGUCAGUCUCAUGUUCCUCUUUGGCUACCACUGUUGGUUGGUGGCCAAGAACCGAUCCACUUUAGAGGCCUUCUCAGCUCCAGUAUUUGUCACUGGACCAGACAGAAAUGGCUUCAAUGUUGGCAUACGCAAAAACCUGCAGCAGGUGUUUGGAGAGAAUCGGAGGCUGUGGUUCAUCCCUGUCUUCUCAAGCCAAGGGAACGGCCACUACUUCCCCUUGAAGAAUCGGAGUUCUGAGUCCCACAACCCCUUAUUAGCUAAUGAGGACAUGUGGGAGGAGUCGGAUGAUGGCUCUGAGGAGGGAAGCCUGGUUGAGGACAGAGACCCAUCUGUUACCAUAGAGAUGGAGGAGGAGUAAUUUAAUGUAAGGACAAUUGAUGCUGGUACAGAGGAUGUACAUUAACAUCGCACACACUGUGUACCACCAGGCAAAUGCAUUCCAAACCACCUGGAUGUUCAGACACUGACAAAAAUUCUGAAGGGGGCCAAACGUGUGGAUUAAAACCUGCAUUUGGACUGUCAUUGCCACUUUUACGCGUGUGUAUUACAUAAUGAUGAAUAGAGCAACUCAAUGGACAACCAGUAGCAUCACCUCUCCUCUGAAGGACAACACAGUAUCAGUUUGAUUCUGGAAAAAAAAAACUUAUCUACUUAAAUAUUAUCUUGCGUACAAAAAGACAAGUGCUAUUUACCAUGGGUCGUAUUUGUAUCCCUCUGGUUGUUCAUCUCAAGACACUGGCCUCUGUGGGAUUAUAAUUUACCGCUAAUUGGGAAGCUUCUGUCUGGCACUGUACUACUUUAUACGCCUCUUUUUCAUUGUCAGGCCGUGAGUUUACAGUGUUGCACCUUAGAGCUCGGUCUGUGCAGAGCGGUAUCUAAAUUGACACCCAUAAUGCUCCAGAGGUCUCCUGUAGUGAUUCAGUUGUCUGGCCUCUACCAGUUUGGGACAUGCAGCAUAUUAACAGAAGAUUUUACUUUUACUUUUUCAAUGCACAUAAACAUAUUCUAAUACCUGACCUAACCUCCGCCUUAUUAAUAUGAUUAUUCUUGUGUUUGGGGAGUCUGUUUCUCCUGAGAAUGUAUCCAGCAACCCUGCUUGUGAAUACACUGUGCCAACAUUUUGGGCACCUAUUUACAAAAGAACCUCUCAUAUAUGCUUUUAAUGAAAACUUCACCCCCCAAAUGACCAUUUGUAUAUCAAUUAUUGGAACGUGUUAUGUUGGAUUCGUAAGAAAUGUUGAAUUCAUUAAAAAAAAGUCACACAAUGACACAAACAAACUGAUCAGCUCCUGUUCUCAGCAAGGUAUAAUUUCUAUUUUUGUCAAUGGAGUCUUGAAUAGAGCAUAGAUAAGUUUAACUUUAAGUUCAGUUCCCCGUUAGAAAGCUGAGCAUACAACUGGAUAAAUGAGACUUGAAUUAAACUGCACGAGUUGUGUGAGAGUUUGUAAACAUAUGCUUUUAUAUACUUUUGCUGUUGUUACGCAUGGACCCCUAUGACUUUACUUCAUCAAGAAUUUUCUCAGUUUUUAAAUUCUUUGUUCACCGUGGAGGCAUGCAGGAAGAAAAAAAAAUGUCUUCCCUAAUUCAACAUUACACAGAGCGAGUAUUUGAUUCACAAAUGGUCAUUUUGUGGGUGGAUUCCGUUAACAGAGUACUUCAACGUUAUAUUGAGAUUGAGUUAAAACGCCAUCAUUACCAGUGACAGUAAUGACAACAAAACUAGCAUACAUUGGCAGCUUUGGUUCGCAGCUGCAGCUCAUUACGUUUGAAAUUAAUGCUGAAAUCUCAACUAGAGUAUUAAUGGCAAACUUAAUAUAAUGUUUAUCAUUUUUCAGUGGCGUCAUAUCCUAAAUAUAUACUGUAUAUCAUUAAUGAUGUUGGUGAUUGAAGAAAAUGCAGUUAUCAGUUUGGUUUUACGGUUUUGAAUGAAAAUACAAGACAUACUGUGAUGAAUAUGUUUUUUAAAUUAUUAUCACAACCUUGUUUUCUACCAUAUCACCCAUCCCUAGCAUGAUAACACUUCUAAGUGGAUGCACAGCAAAAGGAAGGUGAAGUGAAAUGUCAUCAUAGGCACAAAUCAUUCAUAGGAGAAGACAUAGGUUCUUCUUCGUCUGUUUUCUUUUUUGAUCUUUUUAAACAUGCAGAUAA
Messenger RNA from Epinephelus lanceolatus (giant grouper), 2845 nucleotides. It is a transcript of the gene zdhhc15b, whose product is annotated as zDHHC palmitoyltransferase 15b. NCBI's taxonomy places the organism in Eukaryota, Metazoa, Chordata, Actinopteri, Perciformes, Serranidae. Gene Ontology annotation, molecular function: palmitoyltransferase activity. The record is from RefSeq and is a predicted model, not a curated record.